Molecule: messenger RNA, 909 nt
Organism: Adineta steineri
Lineage: Eukaryota; Metazoa; Rotifera; Eurotatoria; Adinetida; Adinetidae
Source: the annotation of a GenBank genome assembly
AUGAAUGAAGAUGCCAUCGAUGAUAAAUUAAAAUGUAUUAUAUGUGCUCAACCAUUUCAAAGUCCAGUGAUCCUCGAUUGUCAACAUACAUUUUGUGAAGUUUGUAUUGAUACAUGGAUUAAAAAAAAUGCAUCGUGUCCUAUAUGUCGUCGUCAAGUUGAUACAAAUUAUGUUUUAACAAAAAUAACUGAUUUGAAUAUUUGCAAUCAACUUGAUUGUCUUCCUGUUCGAUGUCUUCAAUGUCACAAGAAUGGAAUCCAACGAAAUCGUUUUAAAAAACAUAUAAAACGAUGCGCGAAAAGUCGAAUAUCAAUUUUCUCAGAUUCAAUACAAAAUCGUUUCAAUAGCAUAAAAAGAACAAUACGAACAAAAUAUAAUUCUUUAGAAACAUCAACUUCACAGAGAAGAGUGACACCUAUUGUCGAACCUAUUCAACAACAAUUUACUUAUCAUGCCCCAAUACAAAAUAAUGAACAACAAAUUUAUAAUUCACGUCUAAUACCGACUACAGUUCGUCCUUCACCAAAUUUUUUCUAUGCAGAACAAUGGGAAGAAUUUAUUUGUUCUACAAUACCAAAUUUACGUAUUUUUGAUUUUCAAUAUCAUUAUAGUGGAGUAAUGGAAAAUUUUAUACGUGCUUGUUAUAGUGGGCGAUUUGGUUCAAAAUUUUGGACAAAUAAACAAUGGUUUUUUCAUAAUCAACAAGGAAAACUCAUGAAUUUUAUUGGGAACAUGAUUAUAAUGUUAGAUAGUUUUAAAUCAGUUAAACAAAUUUCCAUUCAUGAUACACAAACUUAUAUCGAUCGUAGUGUUUAUUUGCCUAAUGUUAAUGAAUUGACAAUUCAUAAUUGUGGUUCAAUUUCAACAUUUCUUAAUAAAAUUCUUCCUUUACAACAAUUGAACAAAUGA